AUGUCAUUCUUUACCACUUUUCUCUUCAUCAUCUUCCAUAUAACUGCAUUAUUCGCCUUACCCAACCCGGUCCAAACCGAGGUCCUUUCAGUACCGCCGGCGACUAUCCCGGCCUUCCCAGAACAAUCAGACAUCUCUGGUUGCCCAUUGGACCUCCCUGACCAGCUCUUCCACGGUAUAAAAUCCGCUUGUGGCUCAAAUACCCACCAUCGACCCGACACGGAUCAGCUCCAUCGGACUCGCUGCUGCCCGGUUCUCGCGGCAUGGCUCUACUCCGCCUAUUCGAGCACCGCAUUGCAAGCGUACGUUACAAAAUUACCGCUACAAACGGCGUCGUACGACAUGCCGCUCCUGCCCGAUGACUCCGAGACCUGUGCCGACACUCUUGAAAAGGCUUUGGGAAGCAGAGGCAUUGAAUUGAGGAAGCCUAAUGAGACUUGUGAUGUAUUGUACUGCUAUUGUGGCAUUAGAUUGCAUCCAUUCACCUGCCCAGAAGCAUUUUAUGUGAAUUCGCGCGGCAAAUUGGUGGGUAGUGAGAAUGUGAAGAAAUUGGAGAAGGAUUGCUUCAGUAAUAGCAUUAAUGGGUACGCGGGGCUCGCAGGCUGCUCCAAAUGCUUGAACAGUCUUCAUUCGCUCAAAGAGGAUAAAGCUGGUCGUACAAACAUAUCCGACGAGAGGACAAGCAAAAUGCAGAACCGGGAUUGUGAGCUUAUGGGUCUCACAUGGCUUCUUAACAAGAACCGAACUGCUUAUAUACAUACGGUGUCUGCUGUUCUUCGGGCUCUCAUGACCAGCACUCUAGAUGCUUCUGAUCCACAGUUAUGCUUUCUAAACAGUGAUGGCAUGCCCCUAGCAGUUGAUUCUUCGGAAAUCAAUGAUCAAAAUUCGUCAACUAUCCCAACAAUCUCUCUUUUCCACUACCUCCUAUUGCUUUCUUUGUUGUAUUUGAGCAUCCUCGUGUCAUUUACUAGGUAUUAG
Molecule: messenger RNA, 978 nt
Organism: Fraxinus pennsylvanica
Lineage: Eukaryota; Viridiplantae; Streptophyta; Magnoliopsida; Lamiales; Oleaceae
Source: the annotation of a GenBank genome assembly